Planococcus citri (citrus mealybug) is the source of this 1746-nucleotide messenger RNA. Its product is annotated as vesicular glutamate transporter 3-like. The transcript is spliced from 9 exons. Gene Ontology annotation, molecular function: transmembrane transporter activity. Bases 255 to 1661 code for a protein of 468 amino acids. Gene Ontology annotation, cellular component: membrane. The record is from RefSeq and is a predicted model, not a curated record. Gene Ontology annotation, biological process: monoatomic anion transport; transmembrane transport. NCBI's taxonomy places the organism in Eukaryota, Metazoa, Arthropoda, Insecta, Hemiptera, Pseudococcidae.
GUGAGUAAGUUAAGUAGGUACACAUGAAAUUCUACACGAAAGCAAAACGUAUUUUUAAAGUGGAUAAAUUGCAGUAAAAAAUGUGAUCACGAGACAUAUGGAUGUCAAUUUCAAUGCAAAAUCGUGUUUAUGAUUUCGUGAAGUACAUAGAUAUACGACACAUCAUUUUCUUAACUCAUUCAUCGAUAUUCUUUUCGUCCAUCUUCGGCGCAGUUCUCAAUUGUAAAAAUAUCUGAUAAGAUUUUCGGGAAAAAAUGGAAAGAUAUCGAUUCUGGUUUUCUAAGCGUUUCGUCGUUAGCGUAUUGGCUUUUAUCGGAGAAAUGAAUAUAUUCGCUUUGAAAGCCAAUUUGAACAUAGCUAUACUCGAUAUGACAAGCAAGAGAGAAGUCAUCAUGGGAAAUACAACAGUAAUUCAGAAUCCAGAAUUCGACUGGGAUUCCAAAACUAAAGGCUUCGUUUUAGGUGUAAAUGAAUACGGGAGUUUAUUAGCGCCAUUGGGAGGAUACCUAGCGAUGAGAUAUGGAGGCUCGACCGUCAUUAGCAUCAGCAACGUGAUCAUAUCAAUUUUGACUAUAUUCACCCCGUUGAUAAUUCGUUAUAGUUUCAAUCUCUUUCUAGUCGAUCGAAUCAUUGAAGGAGUCACUCAAGCAUUCAGGUUCGUCAGUUUCCCCGAAUUAUGGAGUCAAUGGUCGCCUAACAGAGACAGAUCUAAACUCAUGGCUAUAUCAUUAACCGGAUUGUAUGCUGGACCUGCCAUAAUUUAUCCUAUAUUUGGAAUCGUAACACGAAAAUACGGUUGGCCAGCAACUUUUUACUUUUCUGGUGGCCUCUCUUUACUAUGGUCUGUUAUAUGGAUUCCUUUUGUGCCCAAUAGUCCUGCAUCUGAUAGAUGGAUAUCCAAAGAAGAGCUCAGUUAUAUACAACAAGAUCUCAAACAAUCUAGACCAAAAAAUAUCCCAGCAAUGUGGAAAAACAUGAUCCUCAGUAGGCAUGUCUACGCACUGGGAUUGUCAAAGGUAGUCUAUACCUAUGGAGCCACAGUAACUGUGGUCUGCCUACCUAUGUACAUUCAAGACCUCACUGGGAGAAGAAUCGAUGAAAUAGGUAUUUAUUCAGCCAUACCCACCUUUGUGAAUAUCUUCACUAUGCCUUUAACUGGUUACAUGUUGGAUUACUUCAACAAUACGAGUCGUUUGAACCCUACUCAGGUGCAUAAAUUGUUCAUGUGUACCGCAUUCGGAUUCGGAGGAAUUUUAUUACUUGCAAUGGCAUAUUUACCAUAUAAUUUCACUAUUUUGAUGAUAUGUUUGAUUCUGCUCAAGUGCACCGUAUCUGUGAAUGAAGUUGUGUGCAAUCUGAACGCGAUCGCUAUAGCGCCGAAAUGUUCGAGUGUUCUGACUAGUUUUUUAGCUCUAUUCUAUAUGGUUGGCGCAGUCACCGGUCCACUAAUCGUCGCUUUCAUAGUAACUGGCCACAGUCCGUCUCAAUGGAACACGAGUUUUAUAACGUUCGCGAUGAUCUUAUUUGUCGGAGCAAUAGCAUUUUUUGUGCUGGGAUCAGGUGAACCUCAGUCAUGGUCAUUUUCUAUCGACGAGCAAAACAAGAAAUGUGAUCAAGAUCAGUCACAGGGCAACCAACAAAGUUCUACAAAGGCGGUUUGAAAUGAAUUACAUACAUAGAUAUUUUUUAAAGCUUCCUAUCAUAAUCUGGAUACAUUUCCUCGAUAACAAUAAAGCUCUCAUAUAA